AAAAAAAGCUACCCACCCGUCACGUCACACACACAACCUGUGCUGCAGGUCAGCUGACCCAUUACAAUGCGGUGUGUCUUGAGCAACUGGAUUAUUUCCUCGUCUUUCGUUGUAACAUUUCCAGUUAUUUUAUUUUUUUAUAUAUUUUUUUUUUCAUUGUUACUUCACAGUACACACAAUUAGUCAUUUUUUUUGAGCUGUAAGAGAAGUCUCUUGCACAACUGCUAAGUACAGGUACAUUACUAACAGGUGAAUUCCAGUUGCCUGCCCUUGAUCUUUCAGAGGCUUUUUUGAGAAAUAACUUCCUUAUAGCAGCUGGGUGGAGUCAAGGAAACCUUAUACGUACCUCAUUUCUCCGAAACCGGUGUGAGGAGCAGCAGAUAGCAGACAGACAUUCUUACACUGACGGAUCCUGCACUAAAUCCCUCUUGUCCGGGAGCAACAGACAUCAGCAAUGCUUUACAAAGACUUCCUACAUCUGUGGAACGAGUCCGUGCAGGCGGUGGAGGCCAAGGACUGGCAGAGAGCGAUAGGCCAACUCAAAGAGAUCAGUGAACCAACCUCUCAGACCCUGUUCAACACGGCCGCGGUUCAUCUGGCUCUAGGUCGAGUGGACCUGGCUCUGCAGGCUUUAGACCUGGCCAUAGUCAAAGACGAACGUCUGGCUAUUGCAUUCUUUCAGAGAGGAGCAGUGAUGAUGCAGAUUGGCAGGUUAGAAGAGGCUCUUUCAGACUGUAUCUGGGCCCAGAAACACAUGAGGGGAAACAUGGUCAUUGACUACAGACAACUUGGACUUCAGUUUAAACUCUACAGUUGGCAGGUUUUAUACAAUGCCGCAGCUGUGCACUCUCGCAUGGGCCAGUGGGAGCAAGCCAGUGAGGUCCUAAUGACUGCUUCUCAGGAGAAUGGAGGAAGUCGAGCGGCUAACCUAGAAGUGGCUUUAAACUAUGUCCUGAGGAAGGAGGUCCUAAAUCCCCUCUUCGUGCCGGAAGGUGUGGUGUUUCGCCCAAGAAGACAAGACGUUGAUCAGCUGCAACAGAGAGACUUCCUCGGCAAAGCAAAGGUUAUUUCCGCAAUGACUCCUAAUGAUGACUUCGCAGGCUUUGAACCAACAAGACCACAGAAACCUGGUUUCUAUGAACCAAAUGUGGAAGAAGCCCAGAAUUCUCAUUACAAGCGCCUGACUGUGCCGUACAUGUCUCAAGGACAAGGUCAGCUGAGUGCCCCAAGAGGCGCUGUAGUAUUUGUAUUUGGUGAAGAGGACAAGGAUGGGAUGGUGACCGUCAUAUAUGACGGACAGAGAGGGCGGUUGCCAGGGUCCCUGCUUGAACCAAUAGAUUUCAAGACAUCGACAGACAAAAAGGACAAUAAAAAUUCUCAUGGAAUUCCAUUCCCACCAGGACUUGUGCCACCUACACGUCCCCGGGCUCAGUCUAAACCUGCACCUUCUCCUCCUGCAAAUUUUAUUCCGGAUGAUCCACCUCCUUACUACAAUACUGAGACUUACACAUUGCCAGCAAGAGCUCCGAAUAUGGCCAGCAUCAAGGAUGCCAGCGUGGUUCAAAAUGAAAACGAGGCAUCUGUGCUGCUGAAGGUUCAUUACACAUACACUGUGAAGUUAUCUGUCCCUCAAACGGCACCAUACCAGGAAGUUAAGGAGAAAGUUGCUCAGAAAUUGGACCUGCCCCCAUCUCAGCUGUGCCUUCGAUAUAGGCCACAUGGCUCCAAGGUGCUCACACCACUGGUUGGAGCGAUAGAUUCAGUGAAGGAGUUUACUGAGACUGGAAGAGCCACCGUGUGGUGUCAGAUGGAAGAUCCCUUGACCGAUUACACUGUCCUGUACAAGAUGGUGGCCUUGUACGACUACACUCUUCAGGCACCAGGUGACUUGGAGUUCAGUGAGGGAGACACCAUUGAUGUCUUGCGUGAAGUUAACGAGGAAUGGCUGGAGGGACAC
This is a messenger RNA of Cynoglossus semilaevis (tongue sole), 1957 nucleotides long. It is a transcript of the gene noxa1, whose product is annotated as NADPH oxidase activator 1. The annotation marks the transcript as partial. Lineage: Eukaryota; Metazoa; Chordata; Actinopteri; Pleuronectiformes; Cynoglossidae. The transcript is spliced from 16 exons. Gene Ontology annotation, biological process: superoxide anion generation. The record is from RefSeq and is a predicted model, not a curated record. Gene Ontology annotation, molecular function: superoxide-generating NADPH oxidase activator activity; protein binding.